Messenger RNA from Plenodomus lingam JN3, 534 nucleotides. The record is from RefSeq and is a predicted model, not a curated record. NCBI's taxonomy places the organism in Eukaryota, Fungi, Ascomycota, Dothideomycetes, Pleosporales, Leptosphaeriaceae.
AUGGCUGGACCUUGGUCUGCCAUACCUAACGUUACCGGUACAUACCAUCUCUCCACGUCCUCUUUGCCAUCUGCUCUCCACGCCGUCCCCGCCCUGCAUCCUAAUCACUUACCUACACCAACACGCCAAUUGGCCACAUCACGCGAAAACACGUCGAAACCAAAAAGAAAGAGAAAUGGGCGGGCGGGCCGUUGCAUCCACGCAGUGGGUAGCUGGGCACGAGCGAGUCUGCGAGCUGAAGCUGAAUCGAGCGUUUUCCUUGGUCGAGCCUUGCGCUCAAGGCGGUCUGGGUUUGUGCGGCUGAAGGCGGAGGGGAGGGAUUCAGCUAGUUGCCUGCCUGACUGCCUGUCUGCCUGUCUGCCUGUCUGCCUGUCUGCCUGCUGGGGUGGAGUCCAUUCGCUGGGUUCGGCGUUGGAUGGGAUCGGGGUGGAUCGGGCAUGGUGUAGGUCUAUGAGAGGGUGGUGGGCUUGGGGUGUGCUAUCUAGCUACCGUUACGAGGCCCUGCGUUUAAUGUUCCUGUGCUGCUGUUGCUGA